This is a messenger RNA of Adelges cooleyi (spruce gall adelgid), 3053 nucleotides long. RefSeq names its product histone deacetylase 6-like. Gene Ontology annotation, molecular function: histone deacetylase activity. The transcript is spliced from 18 exons. Bases 147 to 2657 code for a protein of 836 amino acids. Gene Ontology annotation, biological process: chromatin organization. NCBI's taxonomy places the organism in Eukaryota, Metazoa, Arthropoda, Insecta, Hemiptera, Adelgidae. Gene Ontology annotation, cellular component: histone deacetylase complex. The record is from RefSeq and is a predicted model, not a curated record.
UUAUUAUUGUCUAUAACACAGGCCGCAUUUAUUUAUUUGCAUACCGACAACCGCCCUCGAAGCCUGCCCCUUUCGUUCCGUACCGGCGUCCAAAGCAGUCAUUCUGCUUAGAUGCAUUGUCAGGAAAACUUGACGAUCAAAACAUAAUGGAAAAUCAUAACAAAGUUAAACUUUCAACAGCUGAUCUCAUUGCUGCAAGGAAAAAAGAAUAUUUGCAAACAGAUUUGAGCAAAUGUAAACUGUACGAUCAAGUUCAAGAUAAUUACAAAAUUUCGAGACAAUGCAUUAAUCAAAUUUGUCAAAAAACUGGUAUUGUUUACGACGAUAAUUUCGCUGUACAUUCAUGUACUUGGGAUGUAAAUUAUCCAGAAAAUCCACAGCGCUACGAUUCAAUCAUCAAAAGAUGUAAAGAAUUAGGGUUAAUAGAAAGGUGUGUACAAAUAGAAUGCCGUAUGGCUUCAAAUGGAGAAUUAUUAUUGAAACACACACAAAAAAUAAUUGACCUAUUAAAAUCAACUGCGGGUUCCACAGAUGCUGAUAAUUUAGAAAACCUAUCAUCUAAAUUUGAUGCUGUCUAUAUUCAUCCUGCAACAUAUAAGCAGUCCCUGUAUGCUACAGGAAGCUCGAUAGAACUUUUAAGAGCAAUCUGUGAACAUAAAAUUCAAAAUGGAAUGGCUUUUAUUAGGCCACCUGGACAUCAUGCCAUGAAAUCAGAGUUUUGUGGUUAUUGCUUUUUUAACAACGUUGCUAUAGCUGUCGAAUAUUGUCUUCGUCUUUACUCGGUUGAAAAAAUACUGAUUGUUGAUUGGGAUGUUCACCACGGACAAGCAACUCAACAAAUGUUCUAUGACGAUCCUAGAGUACUGUACUUUUCUAUCCACCGUUAUGAGAAUGGACAAUUUUGGCCCAAUUUGCGAGAAAGUGAUUGGGAUUACACUGGCCAAGGUGAUGGCCAGGGUUUCAAUAUAAAUGUACCACUUAAUACGACUGGAAUGAAAGAUUCUGACUAUCUUGCUAUUAUAAAUCACAUUUUAUUGCCUGUUGCAUCCGAAUUUCAACCAGAUGUCAUAGUAAUAUCAUCAGGAUAUGAUGCUGCUCUAGGGUGUCCCGAAGGCGAAAUGGAAGUAACUCCUGCGUGUUAUGCACAUAUGAUUAACGCUCUAAUGGCCCAUGCUUGCGGUAGGAUUGCUGUUUUCUUGGAGGGAGGAUAUUGCUUGAAAUCGCUUGCAGAAGGUGCUGCUUUGACCCUUCGAGGAUUACUCGGAGAUCCGUGUCCUUUACUUGACAAGACUGUGAAACCUUGUGAUAGCGUUGUUGAAACAAUACAAAAUGUGAUCUAUGCACAUCAGCGAUUCUGGAAAUGUUUCCAGAAUGAAUUUUUGAUAAAUCAAUCGUACAAGCCAAUAUCAAUGUAUUCAUAUGACGAACAACCACCUAGUGUAUUUCCUACUAGAAAUUGUUACCCAACACAAGAUAUGUCCAAAAUAGAUGAAUUUUCAGUUCUACAUCAUUUAAUUUCAGAGACACGGUUACUAAAUAUAAAAAACAAAUGUUGCAUUGCAUUUGAUUUGAUAAUGGACCGAAAACAUGAGAGCAGUGAAAGUGGACAUCCAGAAUGUCCUGGUAGAAUAAGUGCAAUUUUGAACAUGUUUAAAACAUUCAAUUUAACUUCGCGAUUACUUGUUUUACCUUCAAGAGAGGCUAUUGUAAAUGAACUUCUGCUUGCUCAUGAUAAAGAAUAUGUAGAUGAUAUAUCGAAAUUGAACAUGCUGUCAUCGGCGGAAUUAACUGAAAAAGAAAACAGUUAUGAUUCAAUCUAUUUGACUCCUGAUACUUAUAAAGUGUCUACUCUGGCAACUGGCUGUUUAUUGCAGGUUAUUGAUUCUGUUAUGAGUAAUGAAAGUGCAUCUGGUGUAGCAGUGAUACGACCACCAGGACAUCACGCUGAAAAGGAACUUGCGUGUGGUUUUUGUAUUUUUAAUUCUGUUGCUGUAGGCGCAAACUACGCCUUACAGAAGUAUGGCCUAAAAAGGAUUUUAAUAUUAGAUUGGGAUAUUCAUUUUGGAAAUGGAACAAUGAGAGCAUUUAGUUCCGACCCAAGAGUUUUGUAUAUAUCUAUUCAUCGAUACCAAAAUGCCAAAUUUUUCCCGUGCUCCGAAGAGGGUUCUCACAGAGUUGCUGGUUACGGCGAAGGCGAAGGGUUUACAAUCAAUAUACCGUGGAAUAAAGCUGGUAUGGGAGAUGCUGAAUAUAUUUCAGUAAUGCAGAACUUAAUUUUACCCGUGGCCUAUGAAUUCUGUCCUGAGCUUGUGUUAGUCUCAGCCGGUUUCGAUGCUGCGAUCGGAGAUCCACUCGGAGGUUGUAAAGUGACCCCUGAGUGUUUUGGUCAUCUCACACAUUGUUUGAAGUCUCUAGCUAGCGGCAAAGUAAUAUUAGCUUUAGAAGGAGGAUACAACAUAGAUGCCGUUUCAUAUUGCAUGACCAUGUGUACGAAAGCUUUGCUCGGCGAUCCAUUACCAUCUUUGCAAUUGGAAUUUCCUAUUGGUAAAACUGCUCAAAACACAAUGAAACGAGUCGUUAAUAUACACAAACACUAUUGGGCAUGUUUUAAUUGUUUUAACUAUGAUAGAAGUAAAUCAUUGAAAUAUAAUAACUAAAAUAUUAUGUCUUUCGUUUUUGAUCAUAAUUGAAUAUACUAUGUCAGUUUUAUCACCAUUUACCGAUUACCUUUGAGUUUGUAAAUCAUUAACAUUAUUGUUAACUACUACUUACUAUUCAUUAUUCCAUGUUUGUGUUAUUCUAUUGUAUUUAGUAUUAGUAGUUAUUAAAUUAUUAAUUAGUUAUUAGGACUGUAAACAACUUUUUUUUUUAUUAACAAUUCAAUUUGUACUGUUUUUUUGUUAUUGUUAUUUAUUAUUUUAAAAUUAUCAUAUUCUCAUGUCAUAACUAUUUGACUCCUAGUUUUUAGGUAUAAUUUAUUGAGCAGUUCUGUAAAAUAAUGAAAGGACAUACAAAUUCCAUUAACGUCAUUAGUUAUUACAGUGCUUCAUUUA